CCAAGCGUAUAUAUAUAUACGGGGACACAAGCAAACUUGGCGUCCAAGCAUCCUUUUCUAUAUGUAGAACCCACUUUUGAGUCCCACCUUUCUUUUAUCGGUUAUACCCUUUGCCCCUCUCACUCUCUCUCUUUCUAUGAACAAGUUGGCCAGUGCAAACAGUUUACACAACCAAACCUAGCUAGUUCAAUCAUACAUAGAUAGAGAAUACAUGUAGAGGAAGGAAUACUAGUAGAAUUGAUUACUCCUACACCAAAAACAAGAGGAAGGUGAUAUUGUAGGGAGGUGUAAAAGAAAUAAAGGAUCUGGUUAGGGAUAUGUGGGCAUAGGAGAAAGAGAUGACAUGGUGCAAUGAGUCAGAUGAAGAGAGGGGAAUUGGAGUGGUCACACCCACUAUUACUCCAACAACAACUAAUAACACUCUUGUUAGUGUUACUGACCCAAAACCAACCGAAAUUCGAACCAUAAAUUGUCCCUCGUGUGGCCAUAACAUUGAAUUCCAAGAUCAGAGUGGAAUCAAUGAGUUGCCGGGGUUACCAUCUGGGGUGAAGUUCGAUCCGAAUGAUCAGGAGAUAUUAGAGCAUUUGGAAGCAAAGGUACUGUCUGAUAUGCCAAAGCUUCAUCCCCUUAUUGAUGAGUUCAUACCAACGCUUGAGGGCGAGAACGGGAUUUGUUAUACGCACCCAGAAAAGCUUCCAGGUGUAGGCAAAGAUGGACAGAUUCGCCACUUCUUUCACAGGCCAUCUAAAGCAUACACAACCGGAACAAGGAAAAGAAGAAAGGUUCACACUGAUGAAGAAGGAAGCGAGACAAGAUGGCACAAAACAGGAAAAACUAGACCAGUUUUCGUUGGUGGUGCUGUGAAGGGUUUCAAAAAGAUACUGGUUCUCUACACCAACUAUGGGAGGCAAAAGAAGCCCGAGAAGACCAACUGGGUGAUGCAUCAAUACCACCUUGGAAGCAACGAAGAAGAGAAAGAUGGGGAAUUAGUGGUUUCAAAGGUGUUCUACCAAACACAACCUCGACAAUGUGGUAAUAGUUCCAUCACAAAGCAGGAUCCUUAUGAUGAAGAAAGAUUGACUAACCCAAGUGUCGUCCAUGAUCAAGACAAUAUAAUAAUACCUAAAAAUAAUGCAGCUCUUAUGGACUACUACAAUAAUCCUUUCUUAAAUUAUGAGCAUGUGGGUGGUCGUAACAAUAAUAUGGAAACUUCACCUCAACUUAUUCCAAAUUUGGUUGUGCAAGGUGAUACCUCUUCUUUCAUUCGAUUAGCAAUGGAUGCAACCAAAGCCAGGUUGGACAGAAAAUAGCUCCAUCAAAAUUAAACUUUGUUGGUAGAACAUAUAUAUAUAGUGACAAUGACCAUAUGUUCAUGUUGAUGUUUUUUUUUAUUACUAUAUAUAUAUAUAUAAUAUAAUAUACCAUGUAUUUAUUCUAUAUAUGUGGGAUAAGGUGGAAGCUAAAGAUAAGACUGGCUUCCAUAUAAAUAUAUACGGUUGAAUUUGAGAGGUGAUACGGCGUCGUUCCAGUACUGUGGUUUUAUCUUAAGUUUAAUGUACAGGUAAACUUGUAAAAUCGUUCACAUGUGAUGUGAUCCUGUGUCAAACAAACUAUACUGUUUUCAUAGUUUUAAUUUUGUAGAAACUUCUUUUAUUCCCUUACCUUUUUUUUUUUU
Cajanus cajan (pigeon pea) is the source of this 1675-nucleotide messenger RNA. RefSeq names its product NAC domain-containing protein 73. Gene Ontology annotation, biological process: regulation of DNA-templated transcription. The record is from RefSeq and is a predicted model, not a curated record. Gene Ontology annotation, cellular component: nucleus. Gene Ontology annotation, molecular function: DNA-binding transcription factor activity; transcription cis-regulatory region binding. Lineage: Eukaryota; Viridiplantae; Streptophyta; Magnoliopsida; Fabales; Fabaceae.